GAGGACUGACCAGUAAGAGAUUUUGGCAGUGUUGACCGUCUCCAAGAUUAUUGAGCGAAUUAACAAAGCAGAGCUCUAAUAUUUGUAUUUUGGUGAGAGUUGCAUUAACAUUAAUAUUUGUAAAAUCAUUUAAAGUUAAAGGUUUAAAUGUGUAGAUUAAGAAUGAAUUUUGUGAACUAGACUAUUUAGCGUAAUAAUAAAGUAGUAAUAAUAUCAGCUUAAAACUAACUUUGCAUGGUCUUAUUUAGUAAAAUAUGAGACCACCGAUUUCAAAUUGUUAUCACCAAACAAAACCGAAUUCAGCAACUGAAUACUUUCUGUAAUCUGACAUUCAUACAUAUACAUAUUUACAUAGUACAUUUAUCAGUGAUAAGAUACGGUUAAAUUUGCAUGAAAACGUUUUUGUAUUAACUACUUAUUCUACGUCGUCAUAAAAAACAAGCAGUGCAGACUUGGUAUAAGUGGAUAAUUUUUACGCGAGGUAUCACAAUACUAAUGGAUCUGACGAUUUCAUAUAUAAGCUCGGGUUAAACAUAUAAUCAAAGUAUGCUAAUUUAAAAACAAUUUUUUAAUUAGUUUAGAGUUGAAUAAAGAAAUCCAAAAACUUGAAUUUGCAAAAAUGGGGCAAAACGAGCGAAAUCGAUCAAUUUGCAAAACUGAGGUGGGAGUCAGUUGUACAUGUGUGAAGUCAAAAGUCUGAAAAACUUGUCUAUGGAUUUAUUUAUUUUAUUUAGCCACUAAAAAUUAUAUAAGAUUUGCAACCAUUUUGGUUUAAUGGCUGGUGCAGCGUGGUCGACCUGUCUGUGAUUACUAGACGAAUCGAAAUCUGAUCGGAUCUGUGUUCACGGGGACAUAGAACGCUUCCAGCUACCGUUCCUGUCCACCGCUAGGCGUUUACACGAAAUGAGGGUCGUCCGGUGUCUUUGCUCCAGGUGCAACUUGUACUUGAAGGUCACGACGGAUGCAGGGGAUCUGGAUUACCAUUCUGAAGCGCAACUAAAGAGCUUGUGCUUCGAAGAUCGGAAAUACCAGACUGCCUUGCUAGAAUAUGCCAAGACCCAUAAUAUUAUGGCUUGCCUACCAACAGGCUCAGGGAAGACCUUUAUUGCUCUGAAGCUGAUUGAACAUUUCGGACCAGUGAUUUCAACGGAGGGUAAGAAAGUCUUCUUUUUGGCCAAUACUAUACCCCUGGUUAAUCAGCAAGCAGCGUUUAUUCAUCGGAAUUCAAGUUUCAAAGUUAGGCACUUAACUGGUGAUAUGGAUGUGGACUACUGGUCGUUAGACAAAUGGGAGGCCAUUGUUAAUGAAUUUAAUGUUAUGGCUAUGACGUCCAUGAUAUUUUUGAAUAUGAUAAAGCACGGCUAUAUUGCAUUCUCUAAAAUCGCCCUCAUCAUUUUUGACGAGUGUCACCAUGCGUUUGGAGAUCACCCGAUGGCCCUCAUAAUGAAGGAGUACUCACGAACAAAGGAGUCAGACCCCAGUUACCAGCUUCCCAGAAUUCUAGGACUUUCCGCAACAAUCAUCAUGGGACCUUGCAAACCCCACGAGGUUGCGUCCAAGAUUCAAGGGUUGGAAAGUACACUGCACAGUGCCGCUCUGACUUACAAAGACUACGAGGAAGUGUUGAGCCAUUCCACGAGCUCUACCAUUGAACGUAUCAGUGUGUCCGAAAAUGACAGGUUCGUUGACGCACUGCAUGUCUCUCAAAUGGAGGAAUACAGCAAAGACUUGCAAGUUUUGCGAAAAAAGAGACAAAAGGAGAGGAUGAUGUCUGCCAAGCUAGCACCUGCUAGCAUUGACUCAAGGUUGAUGAACAACUUGGAGAAUCUUUACCAAUUACAACAGAGAAAGGCUACUCCUGGAGAUUUAAAGGGAGCUCUUGAUGAUGUGCUUCAUGCAUACAAAGAUCUUGGUUUGUAUUGCGCCCUAAUUGCAGUUAAUUUACGUUUGGCAUUUAUCGAAUUUAGUCUAUUAGACAUAAAUGAUGGAAGCGUGAAAGGUUGGUACAUCAAAGUUCGUGACUACUUUCAUAAACUUAGGUAUGAAAUAAACUCGUUCAUGGCGGAUAAUGAAGUGGACGAGAAGAAAUAUGUGCAUAGAUUUAUUUCGCCCAAACUUAAAUCUUUGGUCAGGAUUUUGGAAAAGUACAGGCCAUUUGAAUCCGCCCCAGCAUGCCAAUUUGGAGAUGACAACCGACUGUGUGGACUUGUUUUCACAGAUCGAAGGGGGACUGCUCAAGUGCUUGCGUGGUACUUGAAAGAUUUAGCCAAGCAUAGUAAAACUGAUCAUGGAUUUAUUCGAGCCAACUUUGUCGUGGGUACUUCACGGUCUGCAUUUGAGAGCGUUGAAUCACGUGUCUAUGCCAGGAAGCAAAUGGAAACGCUGAACAAGUAAUAAGCAAUACAUAUGUUGUCUAAAAUUAUGUAGGUCCGAUUCGACCCAGUCAACACUUAUACGUCAUACAUCCAGAGCAUGGGAAGAGCUAGGAAGAAAGGAGCUACGUUUUAUGCUUUGCUCCCAGAAAAUGAUUAUUUCAAACUAUCUGAAAAACUGACCUUGUUUCAAGAAAUUAACCAAAGUAUUAUAUUACAUUUAAAGAGAAAUGUAGAAAAAAUCGACGCCGACCUGCACACGAUAAAAAAUUCGUGGCAAGCUGAUGUAAUCCCUCCAAUUUGUCCUGGGGGGUUACCAGAUAGUCCUAAAAUAACAAUGGACUCCGCGUAUGACGUGGUGGAGAGAUAUUGUAAUCUCCUGCCCUCAGAUGGAAUUGCGACUCUGCAGACUAUGUCCUGGUGGAGCGAUGAUCAGCAUAUUCUUGGUCAGUACAAAGCUUAUCUGAAGCUGCCACUAAACGGAGCAUUGAAACAGACAGUUGAAGGAAAAGCCAUGAGAAAUAAAGAAUCAGCAAGACAAGCCGUGUACAUGGCCGCAUCACAACUUCUGCUGGACGCUGGGUGCUUGGAUGACAGGCUUGUUCCAUGUCAUCCCACCAUUCCUAUCAAAAUACAGAAAUACUUCAAGUAUCUCGUCCCAUUUGGCGAAGGACCUGAUGAGGAAGACGAAACCCCAGAGCCAGGGGAGCUUAAUGAGAAAACGGAAAAGGAUGAAGUAAUUUAUCGAAACGAAUGGUAUCCUAAAAGGAUCCCAAAGGUGCUUGUAGGUCCUCCACUUUCGAGUCGUCAAGAAGUUUACGUUUAUAAAGUGAAUUUUGACUUGGCUAAAGAACGAGAACAAUCCCCAUGGACUAAUUUGUAUAAGUUCCAUAAUUCGGAGGUGGGAUUUGCUAUAAUUACUACCCAAUCAAUUCCAAAUGUUGGUGUGUUUCCACUUUUUGGGACGUUUGGAACCAUCCACUGCACCGUUACUCCUCUAAAAUUGGGAAUGAAAAAUAAUGCAGACUUAAAAUUGAAUGAUCGGUUGCUGGAAAGGUUAAAGUAUGUUCAGCACAGCUUGUUCUCUGAUGUUUUAGGAUUGAAACAUCCUCUCCUUCGAGGAGAUUCAGAAAGUUCCUGGUUGAUCACCCCCAUAACCAAGGUUAAAAAUACUUGGAUAUUGAACGAGAAUAUUGAAAAGGAGCUUAAAGAAAUUGAUGCCAUCCAAAAAAUGAGACCACCACGGAUAAGUAGAGAUCAGUCGAGGAGCCGAGUACCAUCACGAUCAACAUCGAGUUUGCAAAAAUCCUUUGGAAAUUCAGUAGUCUUCCCGUGGUACAAAAGACCGAAACCUGCUUAUCUCGUAGACUGUGUCAUGGAAGAUUUGUCACCAAUGAUGGAGUUUCAGGGUGGAACUUACAAAAACUUUCUAGAGACAGAGUAUAAAGUGAGGAUUCAAGAUUCGAACCAAAAAUUAUUAAAAUGCAAACUUGCUGGAAUUGCUCUGGGUCGGAAAGAAAGGGACCCGCUGCAGAUGAACUAUCUCUUGGAAAAAUUUAAUAAAGAGGACGAAUAUCCAAUUUACAUGGUUCCAGAACUUGUGUAUUCGAUUAACAUCCCUGCAACUUUAUUCGUACAACUUAAACUACUUCCUAGCGUACUUCACCGCCUUUCGAGGCUUUUGUUGGCCCAUGAGCUUCUGGCUGAGGUCUCUGCCUGUACGGGAUGGCCUAAGAUUCAAACGGAAGUCAUUCAUGGCGUGGCUGAGCUGGAAUUAGUAUCUUCAGCCCAUGAAAUGCAGAAAAAGGAGAAUGAAAAUCGUAGAAAACGAAGGGUCGAACUUCGCAAUGAAAAAAUCCAGUCAAAGAAACAGAAACCAACUAAACCACACAUUGAGGAGCGAGACCUUCAUUAUGAAUUCAUUCAUCCAAACGACAUUACUUUGAAAGAUAUCAACUUGUUCCAUGAAGCCGUCUCUGUACAGUCUGCGGCAAAAAAAAUGACACUGCAGUCGGCCGAAAUUGAGUUAGUGAGUGCAGAAUUGUCGCUGAAAUCAAAAUUUGAACUCCUAAACAUUGAGGAUAUUAAGUUGAAUCCGUUGGACAAACCUCUGGAUCGUGAUAACAUGGGACCUUCCUUACUUACCAUUAUGGAGGCAUUGAGCUACAAGUUGUCCAACGAGGGGUUGGUCGCCGAGAGAUACCAAGCUAUUGGAUCGUCAUUUUUGUCCUUUGCCACGUCCUUGUUCGCAUUUUGUAACUUUCCUUUGUAUGGAGAACCUUUAUUGAUUCAGUUACGCAACAAUCUUCUGACUUUACGAGUUCUGCAUAUGUUCUGCAAGAGGAAAGGCCUUCCUAAAAUGAUAAGCGGGAGCGAUUUUCAUCCUGGUGCUAGUUGGAUUCCACCUGGGAAACGGCUUGUCCUCGAGUAUCUUGGUGAACUUGUUGCAGAGAGCAAGUUGCAUUUAAAUAUAUUUGAUGAACUGAUUGUUAACCAGAAUCCGAGGAUUAAUAGAAAUAAAUUGGACGACAUGAGUCGCCAGCAAAUUGAAGAAUUUAUAAACAAAAAGGCUUCUUUAACUCCUGGCGCUACGGAAGAGUCUUCGACAACUGCACCAGCACCACACUCAUCUGAUCGUAGAUCUCAACCAAAUCGAAAAAAGCCUGCGUUAUACUCCUUUAAACACGCCACAUUCACUCACACCGAGUUACCAAAUUACGAGGUGGUCAACAAAUUGCAUGGGCUCGUAGGAACUUUCUUCGUCAGCAAUGGAUCCCAUGGGGCUUACAAAGCUUUGCAGUGGCUGAACAUUCAAGCGCCAGAUUGGGAGGGUACUGGCAGAGACUUGAAUGAUUUUACAAGGGGGUUUCCAGAUGAUGUUGCAGUUUUUGAAAGGAGUUUGACGGCGAAUCCUGGCCGUGAACUAUUCCCUCAGUUUGAGGCUUUGGAGGAAUUGAUUAAAUAUCAGUUUAAUAAUAAGGCGUUGCUGCUUCAAGCAUUUACUCAUCCGACUUACCCCGGUCACAAUUUACAAGACUGUUACCAAAGACUAGAAUUUGUAGGGGAUGCUGUUCUGGACCUCCUCUUGACGAACUACGUAUACUCCCAAGAACCAUGUGGUCGAAGUGCAGAAGAUUUGCAAAGUAUCCGUUCCGCAUUUGUUAACAAUGUGACCUAUGCUUCACUCGCUGUCCGUCAUGGAUUUCAAAAACACCUCUUGUCCAUGUCAAAGCCCUUGACGGACAUGAUUGACAACUUUGUUGUUUUUCAAGAGAGUAUGGAACAUCAUGUCGUUGGCCACUUUUCCCUUGUAACAGAUGAAGAGUGCCGUGGGCCAAAGCAUAUUGAAGUACCCAAGGUUCUUGGCGAUAUCUGGGAAGCCCUGGCUGGUGCAAUUUACAUUGACAGUAAGUCUUUGGAUGUCGUAUGGCGUGUAUUUUAUCGCCUCAUGCUGAAUGAACUUGACGUUUUCUGGGAGACAAAACCCCCAUCCCCCAUCCAUUCACUAAAAUCAUUGAUGGCAGAAGACGAAAUUGAAAUUAAGUUCAGUGGGUACUCUGGGGCCUCCACACGUGCUCGUGGAAGGGAAUGUUGUCGGAUAGAUGUGGGACGGUUUGGAAAGUACUUUGGAAUGGGGACGACAUACCCGAGGGCGAAAGAAGCAGCCACAAAACUUGCUUUAAAACUAAUCAAAGAAGAAACAGAUUUCAUAAAGGAUCGUGACGCUACAAAGAUCAUGCUCUUAUGUUAAGUAUUAUUUUGAAUUCUGGACAGAAAGACUGAGUUUGGUCUAUAAUUUUUGGACAACUUAUCAAUAAAUUGUAAUACGUUACAUAUCUAUGUUGUAA
This is a messenger RNA of Folsomia candida, 6220 nucleotides long. RefSeq names its product endoribonuclease Dicer-like. NCBI's taxonomy places the organism in Eukaryota, Metazoa, Arthropoda, Collembola, Entomobryomorpha, Isotomidae. The record is from RefSeq and is a predicted model, not a curated record. The transcript has 27 exons. Gene Ontology annotation, biological process: siRNA processing; pre-miRNA processing; apoptotic DNA fragmentation. Gene Ontology annotation, cellular component: RISC complex; nucleus; cytoplasm. Gene Ontology annotation, molecular function: ribonuclease III activity; deoxyribonuclease I activity; ATP binding.